AUGGGUAAUUGUCCGAGUUAUUGCUGGCGUAGUAUUAUGGCUGCUCAUGGUUUGGUUUGUGGAGGUGUAAGAAGGAGAAUUAGUGAUGGUAAAGCUACUUUAAUUUGUGGACAUCCUUGGCUCCCUGAUGAGCCAAGUCCAUUAAUUCAAACUGCUAUGCCUGAUGAGUUGAGUGGUGCAUUGGACCCAAGGGGUUGCUACACAGUCAAAAGUGGGUAUAGACACAUUAUUGGUAAUGAGGAUGUCCUGGGGUUUUUUGAUAAAUGGAUCUCCAUUUGGAAGCUACAUGUUCCUCAUAAAUGGAAACAUUUUCGCUGGAGAGCUCUUAAUGAUAUCCUCCUCACCACUUUGAAUUUGGUUAUAAAGAUAGUUGAUGUGGAUCUUAAAUGCCCAAAAUGUGGUCUAGUUCAUGAGAAUGUCAUGGAUGCUUUGAUAUUGUGUGAUUACUCUCAACUUGUUUGUGUUAUUGGAGGGUCAGAAAUCAAGCUGUCUGGGAGUAACAUUACCGUCACCGAAUGCAGGAGGAGAGCAGCCGUGUCGCUGCUAAACUGGAAGCACGCGAAUGGACGAACCCAGCAGUCGUCCCCCACCGAUGUGCUACCUCAGUCUUCAGGCCGUCCAAAAUGCUUCUUCGAUGCGGGAUUCAGGCCGGCGUCGGGGUCAGCGUCAUACGCGGCUGUGUUGUUGGCGCAUGAUGGGAGCUUCUUAGCAGCAUGCAGUGGAUUGCUUGCGGAUUGUUUUUCACCUUUGAUGGCGGAGGCCCUUGCUUGUAAGGAAGUGUUAUCUUGGCUUAAGGAUCGGGUGUAUUAG
Ipomoea nil (Japanese morning glory) is the source of this 810-nucleotide messenger RNA. RefSeq lists its product as uncharacterized. The coding region runs from base 1 to 810 and encodes 269 amino acids. The record is from RefSeq and is a predicted model, not a curated record. The transcript is spliced from 3 exons. NCBI's taxonomy places the organism in Eukaryota, Viridiplantae, Streptophyta, Magnoliopsida, Solanales, Convolvulaceae.